Molecule: messenger RNA, 2010 nt
Organism: Pseudogymnoascus verrucosus
Lineage: Eukaryota; Fungi; Ascomycota; Leotiomycetes; Thelebolales; Thelebolaceae
Exons: 2
Coding region: 62-1861 (599 amino acids)
Biological process (GO): polysaccharide catabolic process
Molecular function (GO): chondroitin hydrolase activity
Source: RefSeq, a predicted model, not a curated record
CGGAGUGUUGACAGCGGAGUUUGCGGGGUAUUGGUAGCCCGACCCCCUUUAACGAGGUCCCAUGUGGUGGUGGAUACUAGCGCCGGCAGCGAAUUGUCCCACCCGGGUGAAUUUCUCCGUUAUCACUUUGCCAUCAGUGAACUUUGCCGCUCUGAACUUUGAGGCGUAUUAUGGAUCACGAUGUGGAUUUGGGAAUAAGAAGAGUUCCAAGACGGGUUACUUAAAUCAUGACAUAGGUAUCGGUCUGCUUUCUCCCGUGUCCAGCCUGGCUCGACUCUGCAUAGCUUGCGAUAGAAUAAACUUCUUCUCUAACGUACUCUCGCUCAUUUUAGGCAUCACGGCUAUUACAACGAUGACUGAAUUACAGAUUCACCGCAAUUAUGGCCCUCUUGCCGCUGGGAAUAAACUCUCACAAUUCCAUGAAGUCCCGUCAACACACAGCACGGCCAGCACAGUCUCCAUCUCACAGGUCCCAAAAGCCGAGGACGUAGCUUCCAUUCUUUUGAAUACUAGCCAACCCAAGGACGGGGAACUACAGCAACUUUUCGCAGAAAACAUAGCAGCAAAACUAUGGCGUGUUGCACAACGAGACCUGAAGGAUAACGAUCCUCCAACUGCUUACCCUGAGAUUGUCCCUCAAGAGGGCUCGCAGCAGGGCCGCUAUGAGCUCCGUGAAGCAAGUUUCUGGACCUGUGGAUUUUUCCCUGGCUCGCUAUAUACACUAUUGGAGCGAGAAACUCGGUAUCCAGGCUCGCAGGGAUAUCCGCUGCCCCGGAAGACUCUCCUCGCUCUAUGCCGAGCAUGGGCGGAGCCUCUCCAUGCAAUGGCCACAAGGACCGACACACACGACAUUGGGUUUAUUGUCGAGCCUGCCCUGCGGCUUGACUGGGAGCUUACGGGUAAUCGACGCAGUCUGCAGUCUAUCGUUACUGCUGCGUACAGUCUGGCCACACGAUAUGUGGCGCCAUCAGGGGCUAUUCGCAGCUGGGACUUGAUCCGCAAGAAGGACGUGAGCAUUAUCUCCAUGGAAGAGAACAAUAUCGUCAUCAUAGAUAGUCUAUGCAACUUAGACCUGCUAUUCUACGCUUCAGCAUAUACUAAAGACACCACUCUGGCGACAAUCGCCCGCACGCAUGCCCAUACCAUGCUAACAUCCCACCUCCGCCUUGAAUCUGGCAUCGCAGCAUCAAUAACAGGAUACUCUGGGCCUAUUUACUCGACCUGCCACGUCGCCAAUAUCGAUCCGAAAACUGGUGCUAUAAAGCAACGCCUCACGGCCCAAGGCUAUGCCACGGAUUCAACCUGGGCGCGAGGUCAGGCAUGGGCUAUUUUGGGUUAUGCACAGACGUAUAUGUGGACCAAAGAGCGCAUAUUUCUCGAUGCUGCGUGUGGAUUGACCGAGUACUUUUUGCGGCGUCUAGGUCCCGGAUACAAUGUCCCCCCCUGGGACUUUGAUGCGCCAGUUGAGAAUCCAGAGAAGCCCGUCUUUGACUCCUCAGCAAGUUCUAUUGCAGCCAAUGGCAUGAUGAUCUUGUCCGAAGCUCUCGUGGCGGAUGGGCAGCUUGCCAUUGCAGAAAAUUUCCGUAUUGCAGCGAUUGAUGUGGUAAAGGGGCUCCUCCGGGGCGCACUUGCUGAGGAAAAGGCGAGGUUCGUUGUUGACGGUUCACAAAAAGGGUCAGAGAACGACACGCUAGAGAUAGAAGACGUCCUGGCUGGAAGCACUUUCGAUGGCAUACUUAAGAACGGAACAGCGAACAAUAACGUGGGCGCAAAUCGCAGGUACGCAAACCAUGGUUUGGUUUAUGGGGAUUAUUAUCUGCUUCAGUUUGGCAAUCGACUUCUUCGGAUGGGGUUGAUAUGAUAUACACAUGGGAUAUAGAGCGCAUUGGCAUUUUCAUUCAUUGUAAAUUUGCUAGAAUAGCGGGGCUGCAAACACAUUGGUUGGGAUUGCCCUGAAGUUGAACAUUUACUUAGAACUAUAGAUACACUGAAUCAUCAUCAACAAUUGAC